Molecule: messenger RNA, 651 nt
Organism: Giardia duodenalis
Lineage: Eukaryota; Fornicata; Diplomonadida; Hexamitidae
Exons: 1
Coding region: 1-651 (216 amino acids)
Source: RefSeq, a predicted model, not a curated record
AUGAGCUCGAGCCACACGCGGGAGAACGGCCCGUCCCAAUCCACCGACGGCACACGCGCCUCUGCAGUGCACAUGCCGGAAUCUGUAAAAGCCAGGAAAAUGCAAAUUUACAGUAGAUCCUCCAGUAGGGCCCAGCCGAAAGUUCGAGACUGCGACGGAUGGGAUGUCGAGGAUGACGACCCAGAGUCCUCACGUGGCGCAGAAAAGGCGAAACCUAAAAGAUCGGAUGAAGAUCAGCGGUCCAGUGGUAAAACGCGGGAAGAGGACCUACCACUCAUUGUAGAGAAACUGAAGACCAACACAAAGAUGCUUAUCAAGAACAUCACCAGGCAAAACGACGUGAUCACGAAUCAGCUUGAAACUAUCAAUAAGCAAAACGAGAAAAUUAAGAGCCUGGAAGAGCGACUCGAGAAGCUGGAGAGCAGGCUGUCGGAGAAAGAGCAGGAGGAGAAGCGGGUACAGUUUGCAGGCCUCGAUAUAAAGAGAGAAGAAGAGAAGGAGGAUGAGGCCCUUUUUAAAAAGAAGGUGCUGGGCGUGGUUAGCAAGGAGCUAGAGCACGUAGAAUAUGUAUGCCACAUUGUCGAGGCUAUUCAGACGCUGGAUGCAGAGCUGGAUGAGGUUCGGAAGUUUAUCCGCCAGGCGUUCAGCUAG